AUGUCUGCGCCUCCGAACACUGGUGACCUUCGUCCUACCACUGAGGACCUCCUUAAUGAGUGCCCUCGUUUAUUUUUAACGACGAUAUCAUUUCAGUCUGGUGUCGGGAAAUCUACACUGAUUGGCCAAGCCUUUGGAGUCGAACAGGCAGUCGCCGAGGAUGACAAGCCGGGAGAAGCUGAUAUUGAGAAAGAACUUAUCUCGCCGCAGAACGACCGGUUUGUCUUACAUGACAGCAAGGGCUUCGAACCGGCGGAACGCAACAACUAUAGCGAUGUGAAGACGUUCAUAGAAAACCGCAAACAUCAGCCACAUAUCAAAGAUCAAUUGCAUGCAGUCUGGCUGUGCUUCCGAACGCCCCUCGUACAUCAAGGCGAACGGCUUAUGGAAAAAAGCGCAGAGAAAAUCUUGCGAGAAGAUAUGGGUGUUAUCGGGGACAUUCCCACCAUAGUGGUAUUCACGAAAUAUGACAGGCUUCUGGACAGCUUGGACCUGCAGGGAGUUGCCAACCUUGGCUCAGCUGCAGAAGAGUACUUAAAAGAGAAUUGCAUCAAGCCCAUCCAGGAGUUCACCGCAAACCCAAACCUAACACAUCUCCCAGUUAGCUGUGAGGACGGCGGGCGUAGACAAGGGAUUAAGGAACUGAUUGAGCUCACCCAUGAGAAGGUCACUGCGACUUUUGGGUCCCAGCUGGGCAUACCAUCCCCAGUUUCGGUCGUGACCCAAAUGGCACAGAGAGUCUCGCCAAGGUUGAAAAUUGAGGGAUCGAUAACUGCGCUGACUUCUGGUGCCAAUUUUGGCAACCAUACGAUUCUUGAAUGCCUUGCUGUUAUUCAUACUGACAUUGUGUCCGUCUGGAAUUUCAAUGACCCAUCUCAAUAUCUCUAUAGCACUGAAUUUCGAGAACUGAUGAUAAACCUGGUGGGGACCAUUGAUUCGUCGACGCCGCGUCUCCCUCGCGCUGAUAGUACCAAAAACACAUGCGAGUCAGGAGCUCCCAUCUUGCUUGCUCUGCCUAUAAUUCUGCCGUUUAAAGUGGGACUGGGUCUUGCACAAUGGGUUCACGAGAUAUAUCAGCGACUACCGGACGUGCAUCGCAAGUUCAUGGCUUAUGUUGUCGAUCUGGUCCACAUCUUGGAGAUAUUGUUCGCACUCACUGCCAACAACAACGAAAAGAAGCUUUCCCGUGGAGCCAUUGGUUUGGCUCUCAACGCAUACUAUCAGUCAGCAAUACAGCGCGAGGCUCGCGAGCAGAUCAUGAGUCGAGACUAUAUAAUCCCGGGCCGCGACGCCGUCCUCGACGAGAUCGUUUCUUUACUUGGGAUGAGUGUGGUUGACGACCGAGGCAUUACCAGGGACCUUGCCAAUAUUCGACCUGGGGAUCUGGAGCGAGACGAUAAGUGGUUUACCGUUGCUGACAAUUCGCACUCGUUCAAUCGUUGA
Pisolithus orientalis is the source of this 1443-nucleotide messenger RNA. RefSeq lists its product as uncharacterized. The record is from RefSeq and is a predicted model, not a curated record. The transcript has 10 exons. The coding region runs from base 1 to 1443 and encodes 480 amino acids. NCBI's taxonomy places the organism in Eukaryota, Fungi, Basidiomycota, Agaricomycetes, Boletales, Pisolithaceae.